Messenger RNA from Ornithodoros turicata, 4031 nucleotides. RefSeq lists its product as uncharacterized. NCBI's taxonomy places the organism in Eukaryota, Metazoa, Arthropoda, Arachnida, Ixodida, Argasidae. Bases 332 to 1168 code for a protein of 278 amino acids. The transcript has 5 exons. The record is from RefSeq and is a predicted model, not a curated record.
GCUGCCUUUGCAACCUCCCGCGCCACGGCGGCGCUAGAGUCUCGCGUUCCGCUCGCGAGGGAGGAACCCGAGGUAACGGUACAAGGGAGAGGGGGACGGGCUCAGUGAUGCCACGCGGUCCGCUCAUGGAGGAGGCAGUCGCCGCUUCUCCACCAGCGUCGAAGCACGCCAGGCCUCUUUCACGCUACGUUCUCGGCUGAGUACUUCAACCUUCCGGUCUCUUAUCGCGUGUAUUCUGUGAAAGCUGUUUCGUCCAGCAUGAGAACUUUGACGUCGUCCUGCAUUGACUCGAGUGUUCCGAAUCUUCAUUGCUGUUGAACGAAUAUCGACGAUGUCUACCACUUGGUUGGGAUACUGCUUCGCCUUGGCGUGGGCGUCACUGCUGCAGAUAUGUCCAGAGGUUUCCUGCGUGCACAUCCUGCAUCUGUCCGUGCCUAAGUGGGUCGAGAAUGGGACUGAGGACUCUGUGUUAUUGGACUGCGUGUACAACGUUGGAAAGGACGAUAAGCAGCUGGUAAUAAAGUGGUUCUUGAACGACGACCCUUUACCAAUCUACCAGUGGAUCCCCGAACUGGACAAACGGCACGUGUCGAAGAAGAUCCGCGGCCGACUUAAUCUGGACUUCUCAUUGUCCAGCGGCAACACUUUCACAAAGUUCCGAGCAUUGAACUUAGUUCGUCCCACGACGGAUCUGGGCGGCAGGUACUCUUGUCACGUCAACUCGCUCGCUGGCCAGGAUUCUGAGUCCAAGCUUAUGACAGUUUACGCUCCGCCCAAGAGGUUCGACUUCUGGCACGAGCGAGUGUCUGCGCACGUGACGAACCUUUCGUGCGAAGUGGACGGCGUGUAUCCACAGCCCACAGUAUUUCUCUAUCAUAGCGCUAGCAAGGAACUCGUCACGAGACCCGUAAGUGUCGCUCCCAGCGUGCUCCGAGGCCGAGAUGGGACCUACAGGGUCCGUCUGCACCACACAGUGGACGGACGCGAGCUUUCCGAAGGCGAGGAGCAUGUCUUCGAGUGCGUCCUCGCUAUUCCAGAGACUAAUUUCAAGAGGCAACGCCGUCUGGAGUUCGAUCCAGGGAGCUUGACGGGUUCAGCGAGUGAUGGUUUACCCUCGAAGUGGUGGUGGUUGUUAUCUACCUUCUUCAUUGCAUCCAGACUUGCAUAGCUGUAAACGACCUGUGUACAGGUACAGCGCAGUUUACUUGUUGCAUCGCGAGAAGCCACCAGUGAAUCACACAGCAACUGCUCUUCGACGGCGACGCCUCACUGUGCGCGAGUACUGACUUUGACCGCGAGGAAUGAAAUGGAACUCAUGUGUCAGUGUACGCCUGCAUAUCGGACCUCUGAAGUCACAGCAGCCGUUAGUGGCGCACGAUGUACACCGUUCUAGUAAAACCAAAGUUUUCCCGGAAAGACUAUAUUCAACCCGAAGCACCCGUCUGUGAGAACCCAAGUGCAUCAAAGCCUAGAACCUGCACUUCUCGACCAACAACCGCUUGCCACUUCGUGAAUGGAUGAAAGAGUGCUUGAAGCAGAUCAAGCGUCCCGCUGUUUGUAUGCACCUCUUUUGUACUUUAGUGUGACUAUAGUGCUGAUAACGCCAUAUCGACUGGAGAAAGAGUGUCCUCAUCCGGACUUCGGCAGGACUUUCAGCGCUCGAAAAGAAGUACAUCCGUAAAGAAGUAGACGAGCGUGUAUAUGUUUUUAGUAUGAGUGGUGUGGCUUUAUCAAAGCGGAUGCAUUUUAUUUGGGAAAUUUACACUUUCAUGUCCUAAUGCCAAUCAUUAUAAUAAUGCACUUUGCGGGAGCCAUAGUUUUCGCGUAUGUGAAGCAAGGGAACAGUCUACGCAAAAGCUGACACAUUAUACUGUUUAGUUACAAUGCUUUCUAUGUUGUGUGCUGUGGUAAAUACCGGAAUAAUACCGAAAAUUAUGCGUUACGUGAAACUAAAUAAAACUAGGGUACUUCUGCGAACAUUCAAAGGCAGAACAUAGUAUACACUAGAAAGUACGGUAAAUGAAACAUAAUGGGCGAACGGAAAGAAAAACACGGACGGACACACACGGACAGGCUUUGAUAAGACAAACUAUAGAGUAGCUACCUAUAAAGGUUUACCCAACAUGACUUCCAUUUUGAGUGUUUUCCGAUAGGGAUUUGAAGGUUCUUGGUUAUAGCUUUGGACUGCGAUGUCGAACCCGUUUGAAAUUUACCACGAUGAAGCCUACCAAUUAGAGUUCCAUCCCGACACAGGGAUUUUCCACCUGCAUUGAGUAAUUGGUGAGUAAGGACAUGGGUAAACUUUUAUAGGUAGCUAGCCUGUACAUUAAACAGUCAUGCAUGACUUUUUAUUUUCUGCAUGGCGCUUGUAUAGAACUUCUCUCUUUCUUUUUUCUUUUGGUCUGGGGGAAUACAAGAAUCUUGAAGCUUAGUAAUUAAAGGAGCAUGGGUGACACUUGGAACAUAUAUUUUUGUACUGCGUCAUAUGAGCAUAUUACCUUCGGGAACCGUGAAGCAAAUUAUUUCCGUUGGGAAGUGCGAAUUUACUGAGAAAAUUGCUUUGGAAGACAGCGCGCAGCGGCAGCGGCCUCGCACAGCCGCUCCUCGCGUCUCAUGACGUCAAGUGUCAGAGGACUAUUCAUUGGCCACCGAGCUAGCGAGCUAGCGAGAGCGACCAGUCGAGACGCGGGAAGGUCAGUAUUGGCGAGGCACAUGACGUUGCAGACUUCCAGCCGAGGGAAACAGGUUUUCUGACCCGCGAGAUCGAAGCUCUCUCGCGUUCCAGGAUUACGCGCUGCACUCGUAGGUUUUGCGCGAAUGUGUGUCCCAGGGCUUGUAAUCAUAAUUUCUAGUUAUCCCUAACAUAUUUUCUCUCGAGUCUUUCCAUGCUCCUUUAACACUUUUUGUUUUUAUCGUACAACUGGUUUCAGUUUGUCUACUGCACCAUAGGGCAGUGUGCCGGACAUAAACCUGGUGAGAAAUAUCGGACGAAAAGGUCGUUUAAGAGACGUCGAACAGCUCCACUUACUAGUCGCGACGAACGUAGAUGAGCAGAUAGGGAGGAACGGCUACACACGAAGACACGUACGUGUACAUUCUUGCGCGACUAGUGAAAAUAGAUAUGAGAUGCCUGUAUCUUGACAAAAAAAUAUUCCCUCGGCGAGACACACGGCAGCAGUGACCACGCACUCAUAUGACGGGUCUGACCAAUCACGUGACACACCCGUCACGCGCUACAGAAAUAAAAUAGUAUAUGACGUGUGACAAAAACAAUGAUGAGCUUUUGGGGUCCAAUAUUAACCAACCUAGAAUACCGUGACAAUAUUACGUUAGAGGAAUAGUAUUUUUGCUUCACCGCAAUUUCAUUCACCCACCAUGGGCGUCGUUAAAUCAUCAGAAAUAAAUAAUACUGAACGCGAUUUUUCUUGUUGAUUGCCGACUGAUCUUCACAAUUUUCUGUGUUCCUCUUUCAUGUUGUUUUUUUGCUGAAGUACAUUGCCUCGUGUGUGGCUUCCAUUAUUUUUUAGCAGACGAGGAACCAUAGGGCAGAUGGCCCACAAAAGGACUUUUGCCGCUGUGUUUUUUUUUUCUGUAAAUACGAUGCAUUCCUUUGUGCGUAGGGUGCCACGCUUUCGGGUUUAAACAAGUUGCUCAGGCUGCAGACUUUAUUUGCUGCAAUUGCUACUGUUACAAAGACAAUUGUUGUCCCAUAUUGAACUUACUGGUUAUAACGUUGGAUCCCAGAGGAAUUUUAUAUACAAAUUAACUAUCCAGGUACAAGUCAAUAAUAGUCUGUAAUUAAGAUGGCUACGAUGGCAUUCGAGAGCUCCCACAAUCGUCACAGUGGCGUGCCUACUUCAAAUAGUGUGACUUUUUGGUUUACAAUAAUAUGUUACCCCUGAUCGGACAGCCGUCGAUUUUAGGUGAAAUCCGAAAUGAUGGCACCCUACCGCUGCAGUAUAAUGUCACAAUUUUUUCAUGUACAUACAAGUGAGACCCAACUCCAAGAACAAAUAAAAGCAGUACGUGCA